Phycomyces blakesleeanus NRRL 1555(-) is the source of this 726-nucleotide messenger RNA. RefSeq lists its product as hypothetical. The record is from RefSeq and is a predicted model, not a curated record. The transcript has 4 exons. Bases 1 to 726 code for a protein of 241 amino acids. NCBI's taxonomy places the organism in Eukaryota, Fungi, Mucoromycota, Mucoromycetes, Mucorales, Phycomycetaceae.
AUGUCCAAGCAUAUGGCAAGCAGCACAAUGACAUUGAUCAUUGUCUAUCCAAAUUCUCAUCAACUGGCUUACCAAUGCUGGAAAGAUGAAGAUUCCAGUGGAAAGACAAAAGAGACUCUUUGCUCAGAGAUCAAUGCUAUAAUAGUUGAGAAUGAUAUUAUCUACCAGUCCAACAGUGAUAUCCGCAGCAAGAUACUAUACUUGCAUAACAAGUUCAAGGAUGCCACUGAUUUUAUAAAUGGAAUCGGUCAAGGAAUUCUUAAUAAUGUAGACAAGAAUGGCAAUUCUACAGCUGCAGCUGAAAAGACACUUAGAGAUAUACUUAUAAACUUAAUAUAUAUAUCAGAUAUGACGAUUAGCAGACCAUCAACUUUAGCUCCCUUCCCAAUGUCAAACGGGGACCCAACUGAUGUUUCCAAUGUGUUUGAGAGGGCUCGCCAAUAUGAUAAGGAAGCAACUCAAUUUAAGACAACUUUCCCAGUUGAGUAUCUGUCUGCGACCUCAAAUUACCAAAGACCUUCCAAGCAAGCCCAAAGAACAGUAGACUCAAAUAUCUCUAAUGUUGUAGAAGAGUCAAUCAAAAUAAACCGUGAGCAUUUUGAUUUGAUGCAGAAGAAGUUCAAGGCAAAAGAAGAGUUCUACAAGAGGCAACUUCAGCAUCAAAAAGACAUUUGCAAUGACAAGAUGAUGUUUGAGAAAAGAAGGCUGGAGAUCGAAGAGAAAUGA